This is a messenger RNA of Leptopilina boulardi, 1310 nucleotides long. Its product is annotated as acylphosphatase-2. Gene Ontology annotation, molecular function: acylphosphatase activity. The transcript is spliced from 3 exons. Bases 518 to 832 code for a protein of 104 amino acids. Lineage: Eukaryota; Metazoa; Arthropoda; Insecta; Hymenoptera; Figitidae. The record is from RefSeq and is a predicted model, not a curated record.
UUUUCAAAAAAAAAACUAUGUAAACUUUUCCAGAAAAAAGAGAUUUAACAUUUUUCGUUAAACUUAUGAAAAAAACAAACUUUUCUUUGAACAAGUAAUUUCUUUUUUUACUUAGUAAGUUUUUUGUGAUCGAUUUUCAAUCGAUCGCCAAUGGCCUGAUGGCCCUGUGACCGCGAGUGGGGAAUCUAUUUGAGGCAUUGAAACUAUCGCGAUGCAACACGUAGUGCAAAAGGAAAUCAGUUGAUCAGUUCAGAAAUUGUGUCGUUACAAAGGUGUUGUCUUUAAAACAACACUAUAAUUAUAAAUAUCUAAACGACAUAUAUUUUACUGAUACUUAUCAAACGACGACCGAUUUUCUCGAGUAAAAUUCGAAAAUAUUUUUUUCCUUUCUUUCUUUCUUUAAUUAAAGUUUAAUUAUAAAAUAAACGAAUAGAAAAUCGGAAUAAAUUUUAAAACGAACAGCAAACCUUGAUUAUUAUUAUUAUUAUUUUUUUUUUUGGGUGCAAAAAUUUCGAGGAUGGCGUGUUGUGAUCCACUUCGCGACGAACCAAUCCUGUCCGUUGAGUUUGAAGUAUUCGGAAAGGUGCAGGGCUGUUACUUUCCAAAAUACGUCAGGGAUUUAUCUCAACAACUUGGAAUCUGUGGCUGGGUGAAAAACACAAAAAGAGGAACAAUAGUUGGAAAAAUGCAGGGAUCCGAAUCACUUGUUGAACAAAUGACACAAUGGUUAUCGACUGAAGGAAGUCCAGGAAGUCAAAUUCAUCAUUGUGAAUUCACAAACAUCGAACACGUGACAAGGGUGGGAUAUCCAAAUUUUGCGAUUCGUUUCUGAACAAGAAAAACUCACCUCGUACAAAAAAAAAAAAAAUAAUAAUAAUCUAAAAAAACAAACAAACAAAGAACGAGUAAUGAACAAUAAAAAUCUUCACCGAAAACUAUUUUAAUUUAUCUCGUUCUAAAACAUAUUUGUAAAAAAAAUUAAUUAUAAUUUAAUUAAUUUCCAUACAAUAUUUGUUUAUUCUUUUGAAUUCUCGUCACCGAUGUGCUUGUGAGAGAAAAAAAUUCUUGCUUCCAGUUUUUGAUCCCUGUAUACAUUUCAAUAUUAUAUAUUAAAUAUUGUACAUUGAAAAUAAUAAUGUUGCGUGCAAUUAUGUGCGAAUGACUGAAUGAAGAAAAAAAACAAAAUGAAAAAGAAUUGCGAAAAACCAUGUACCUCAUAAUUUUACAACAAAAGUCUUAGACAAAAAAAAAUCUAAUUUAAAUUUAAUCUAAGAUGUAAUUUUUCUACAAAAUAAACAAUUGUAACUCAA